GUGGAUCUUGCUUCCAUCUACUUUGGCCUCUUUGUGGGUGUCUUUGUCUUUACUAUUGCAAAGGUCUUUGGGCAGACUCGAAGCAUCUGGAAGCGCACCCACAGCUUUCACAAUACGUACCUGUACUUGAUCUGGGCUGAGGCUUGGACCAACUUUAUCUUUGCCAUUGUUACCUUUUUGUUCUUGAACAAUGUCAUUAAAGGAAGCCUCGUCUUUUUCCUCUUUACAGUUGUAUUAUGGGCACUCCAGACACAACUCCUGCCCCAGAUCAUCGCGAAUCGAGUCGCCUUGAUCAUGACCAACAAGCGCCGGGCCACGCACUUGAAAUGGAGUCUAGUCAUCAGCAUCGGUUUCAUCAACAUUGCCGUUUGUUAUAUCUGGACCGUCGCCCACAUGAAAGGUGCCACUCCUGCUCAGGUCCAUCACAACGUUAUCUUUGAAAAGGUGGAAAAGAUUUUCUUCCUUAUCAUCGACUUGGGACUUAACCUCUACUUUUUAUAUCUGGUGCGCUAUCGCUUGAUUGAGGAUGGCUUGGGCAAGUAUUGGAGGCUCUUCAACUUUAACGCUGGCAUGGUGGGCAUCUCCACAACCAUGGAUAUUCUGUUGCUUGGCUUUUUGAGUCUGCCUAACCCCUACCUAUAUGUGCAAUUCGCUCCUGUGGCAUACAUCAUCAAGCUCUACAUCGAGCUACUGAUGGCCAGCCUCAUCUCCAAGGUGGUUCGAAGCAGC
Messenger RNA from Fusarium vanettenii 77-13-4, 729 nucleotides. RefSeq lists its product as uncharacterized. The transcript has 3 exons. The annotation marks the transcript as partial. The record is from RefSeq and is a predicted model, not a curated record. NCBI's taxonomy places the organism in Eukaryota, Fungi, Ascomycota, Sordariomycetes, Hypocreales, Nectriaceae.